This is a messenger RNA of Chlamydomonas reinhardtii, 9067 nucleotides long. RefSeq lists its product as uncharacterized. The coding region runs from base 584 to 6292 and encodes 1902 amino acids. The record is from RefSeq and is a predicted model, not a curated record. NCBI's taxonomy places the organism in Eukaryota, Viridiplantae, Chlorophyta, Chlorophyceae, Chlamydomonadales, Chlamydomonadaceae. Gene Ontology annotation, biological process: protein phosphorylation. The transcript is spliced from 11 exons. Gene Ontology annotation, molecular function: ATP binding; protein kinase activity.
AACAAAAAGGACACACAUUUACAAGCCGACUGGACUGCAACGAACUCUCGGCCGCAGCCUAUAACAAGUAUCCGAAUAGAUACAUUCUAGUCCGCUCGUUUUCCUCUCCUUGGCAGCUCAAGAACUCGUCGUCAAUGCACAGGGCAGGUACACAAUUAAAUAGCAGAUGUGGAGGUGCCUAGGAUGCUUCGGGGUGUCGCCUGGACCACAGAACCACGACAACUCGUCGCAUGGAGCGACCGAGCGCCAAACUCCGGUCGCGGCCGCCUCAGAAUAUAGCCAUGUUAAAUCUGGAAAGGACGCGCUGCAGCUGGAUGCAGCGCCAAGGCAUCGAUGCUUCGCUAACGAUGCGACGCUGACGCUGUUGGUCGACACUUCUGCCCCCGUUACCGGCGCGGCGCUUGAUGUGACACCAGCAGCGCCUCCCCGCCUUUCGCUUAUGGGGGGCACCGCCGCAGGGCGGACAGGCGCAAGCCUUCUUCCCAGCCUGAACAGUGCGCGACCAGAGCUUGCAGCGCUUUCCAUGCUCUCGGGCCAGAAUUCGUUUAGCCGCUCUCUCGUUUGGGGGCCAAGCAGCAUUGCCAUGGACCAACUUUCCAUGCCUGUGAACAGCCAGUCAGGCACCUUCACGCUCAUGAGCGACGCACGGCUCUCUAUGUCGGGAGCUGAGCGGCAGCCCAUGCACUCGGACAUGGGCUUUCCGCAGCAGUUGCCAACGCUCACGGUGAAGCUGUCCAGCUUUGAAGAUCUGCUGGCUGCGGUGUCAGACCACGUCUGGGUUGGACAGGGCGCACAGGGUGCCGUGCUACGAGCUACAUGGCGAUCCGGCUGCACGGUCGCUGUCAAGUGGCUUGUAACCGAUGCUGUGGACGUGCCUGCGGCGUACAUGGAGGCCCUGCUGGCCAAGAUGCUCGCGCACCCCUACCUGGUGCAAACCUUUGAGUACGGCAUGGCCGCACUCAACGACAACUUCGAUCGGCACCGUAAGCCCCUGGCCGGCAUGGACGUGCGCACCCUGGCGUCGCCCUCGCCGCUGCCGCCCGGCACAGCCCCCGCCUCCGCCUCUGCCUCCGUGUCAGUGCCCAGCGGCGCGCCCGACCACCGCCAGCUGCUGCAGCAGACCCGCUACCGGGCCGUGCAGCCGCACGCGGCCGCGCCGGCGCACAGCGUGUGCGGCGAGGACCGCUGCCUCACGCAGCGGCCGCAGAACGAUGUCUCGGACGAGCCCGCUGCCAGCAACGGCAGCAAGGACGCCUGCGGCGGCCGCAGCAGCGCCGGCGGCAUGGCGGACUGCAGCACCGGCGGCUUCGCCACCGGCAGCCGUCUCAGCUCCGUCGUGUCCGUGCACACCGCAGCGAUGGCGGUGGCGGCGGCGCACGCCGCCGUCGCGGCCUACGCGGGCAGCAGCGCCUCGCCAUUCGCCUCCUCGCAGCUGUUUCCGAUGGCGGCGUCCGGCAGCUACGCGGCCGGCCCUGCGUCCAUCGCCACGCAUGCGGCGCUUGCACAGCACGCUGUGGCGCAGCAGGUGCCCGUUGACCCCUCGGUCACGCACCACCGCCACAAGCAGGAGGCGCGGUCGUCUUCGCCGGAUGCGCCCGCCACGCCGCCGCCAUUGGAGUGCGGGGGCGCCGGCGGGCACACAGACGGCAUGUUGGGCGCGGCCGAGCACAGCCGGCACAACGGCACCGGUGGUACAGCAGCCAUGCCGUUGAGCUCGGCCUCGCCCUUACCGCAGCUGGCGGCUUACACGCACCCCCAGCAUUCACAGCAGCAGCAGCAGCCGCAACAGCAGCAGUCACUGCCGCAGCUGCAUGGACAGUACAGGGCGCCUGUGAGCGGCCAGCACCAGCAGACACAGCACACCCCGGCUGACUUGUCUCGUGUGUCGUCCAGCGAGGAUAGCUUUGAUGGCAGCUCAAGCCGGCUCACACACGGCUCCAAGACCCCAUCCGUGGACUGCGUGGAUGUGCUGAAGCAGCUGGGCGCGGCGCCGGGCAAGUACGUGGUGCAGAUCGUGAGCGAGUGGUGCGACGAGGGCACGCUGCACGCCGCCGUCCGCAAGGGCGUGUUCAGGGCGCAGCCGCAGCACGGCCGCUCGCGGACUUGGGCGCUGCGGGCACUGCUACGAACGGCGCGCGAGGUCGCCUUGGGUAUGUGCCACCUGCACUCACUCAACAUCAUUCACGGCGACCUUAAGCCUGGCAACGUGCUGCUCAAGAGCAGCCGCGUGGACUCGCGCGGCUUCGUGGCCAAGGUCGCGGACUUCGGCCUGUCACGCCUGCUGUGCGGCCAGAAUGACGGCUUCGUGCCUACGGCCGACUGGGGCACAGUGCCGUACAUGGCGGGCGAAUACCUGGACAACAAGCUGUGCAAGAGCUCGGACGUGUACUCGUUCGGUGUGCUGCUGUGGCAGAUGUUCACCGGCAAGGCGCCGUUCGCGGGCCACCACGAGGCGCAAGUGGCUGUGGGCGUGAUGACCGGGAGCCUGCAGCUCGAGUGGCCGACCAACAUGCCGCCGCCCCUGGCACGCCUGGGCCAGGCCUGCUGCCGCCACGAGCCCGAGCAGCGGCCCACGUUCAAAGAGGUGGCAGUCGCGCUGGCUGGCAUCGAGACGCAGGUCCGCGAGGCGCACUCGCGCGCCAAGGCGCUCCGCCGCAUCGGCGGCGAGCACCCGGCGCCCGGCGGCCACCCCGCCGCCGUCGGCUCCGCCUCCGCCGCCUGCACCGCCGGCUCCGCCCUGGCUGCCUCGUACGGUGGCGGCUACCCCGCCCACGCCAGCCCCGCAGUGCUGCUGCCCCCGUUCGGCUCGGUGCCGCCAUCCAUGCUGCCGCCUUCGCCGGUCGUGCGGAGCGGCAACGUCAACGCAGCGCACCCAGUCUUCGAGGGGGUGCUUCCGGACGGCCCGGGCCUGGGUCUCGGGCUCAACAGCCACCAGCUGCCCACGCUGCCCGCGCACACGCUUCCCAUCCCCGGCAGCUUCAGCAUGGUGCUGGGCCCGGCCCACAGCCUGCCGUACCAACUGCCGCAAGCCAGCCCCAGCGGCGCGGCCGGCGGCGCGGCCGGCGGCAUGGUCGGUAACGCCGUCGGCAGCGCGGUUGGCAGCGCGUCCGCUGCCUCCGCUGGCGUCUGCGGCAUGAAUGGCAUCGGCGGCGGCAUCAACGGCGGCAACACGCCCGCCACCGCGUUCGCGGCGCACGUGUCCGCUGUUGGCGCAGCCAGCGUCACCACGGGAGGCACGGCCGGCGGCCACUCGGCAGCUUACCUGCUCGGCGGCAUGCAUGGGCUGCCAAGCACGUAUGCCGCUGGCGGCGCGCUGGCCGUACCGUCCUCUUCGACGCUACCCUCCGCCGCCAUUCCGUCAGCUGCCAGCGGCGUGGCCGCGCCUAUGGCACCCACGGCGCCAGCGGGCUGGAUGCUGGAGUCGGCGAGUCACCUGGAGGCGGCCAUGGCUGCGGCCGCGGCUGCCGCUGCGGCCGGGGCGCCAGCCGCAUCCGGGUCCUCGGGCGCCGGGGUAAUGCCCAUGGUUGUUGCAGCAGGCACCGCGAUGGCCGCUGCUGCUGGCGUGGCGAGUGCGGCUUCCAGCCACGCUGCAGCUGUCCGGACCAUGAGCUUGGACCUGGUGCCGGCUCAGGAGGGCAGCCAGGAUGCGGCGUCGUCGCUGCAGACCGCCAUUUCGUGGGCGGAGGCCGGCAGCGCCUCGCCGACGCACCACAAUGCCAACGGCACCGCGCGGCUGCUACAGCCAGUCAGCGCCUCGCCGCCGCAGCACCUGCAGCAGUACACCGCGGUGCCGCCUGGGGCCCUGCCGCUCAUGCCAGGGCUGCAACCUCUGCCAGCAGCGACGGCCGCGGCUGCCCUGCAACAACAGCAGCAGCAGCAGCAGCAGCAGCAGCAGCAGCAGCAGCAGCAGCAUGUGGCUUACGGCCUGCCGUACCGGUAUCCAUCCAUGUACGGUCCGGUGCCCCAACAGGCCAGCCCGCCUCUGGCACGGGGCCCCAGCGGCUCCCGCCUGGCGCGCGCCAGUGUGGAGAUGCCACUGCCUGUCCCGCCGCCCGCGGCAGCCGCUGGCCCUACCACUGGCGGUACUGGUGCCGGUGCGGCUAUCGCUGCCGCGGUUGUGGCGCCGGCAGGCAUGCCCGUGCCGCAGCCACAACUGGUGUCGCAGCAAUGGCAGAUGCCUGGUGCGGCGCCAGCCAGCACGGACAUCGCUAGCGGCGACAGGCCGCAGCAGGUGCCGCAGGCGCAGCCGGGCACGGCGGUGCCGUACUACACCUACGUUUACACGUACCCGGCCGCGGCGCCGCUGCCUCUAGCCCCGCUGCCCGUGCCGGUGCCUGUACCGCCACAGCUGCCGCCGCCGCCGCCGCCCAACGACCUCCUGCCCGCCGUUUCUUCCUCGGUGCUGAGCGCCUCUGUGGGCGCAAACGCCAUCGGCAGUGCGGGUGCAAUAAUGCUGGCCAGCCCGACGGCCAGAGCCGUCGGCGCAACCACUCCGACGGCUACAACUUCAACAGGCGCAAUGGCAGUCGUGGCGCCAUCGGGCUUCCAGCAAGCCGCACGGCCGCAGCAGGGUUUGUUGGGUGGCGCCGGCGAGGGUGUCGACGCCGGCGAGGGUGCGAGCCUCAGCGGCGGCGCGUGUGGUGCCGCUGGCGCGUCUAAACCAUCGACCGUCGCUAGCCUGGGCAUGGGGGGCAUGGGCACGGUCUUGGCUGGCAUCGCUACGGCGUUGGGCGGCGACCGCUGCAAUGCGGCCGCUGCUGCGUUGCCCGGCCACAAUGCCGCCACCGGCGUCACCGAUCCCGUCAGCUCAACGGCGGCUGCCGGAGACGCGGCCGCGCCGUCGGCGUGUCCAGACACCAGCAGCAUCUGCUCCAGCAACGCCGUGGCGCUGGGCAGCUCGCAGGCGGCGCUCCACAGCAUGGGCGUUGCAGGGCCCGGGGCUGCGGACGCGCACAGCGGCGUUCCGGCGCAGCGCUCCUCACCGCAGGAGGGGCAGCUGGACAUCUCCUUGGGUCGCAUGGGCGGGUUGGUCGCGGACGCUCUGCGGUCGCUAGAGUGCAAUGCUGCUGCGGCCGAGCCGCCGCCGGCUGCCGAGAGCAACACCAGCCGUGAGCAGGAGCCGUCGCUUUCCUUCCCGCUUGCGCCGGUCGUGCAUUCCGGAGCCCAGCCAUACCAGCCGCUGUUUGUUCCGCCGCGCACUGGUAGCAGCGGCGGCGUGGUGAGCACACUGCAGCUGGUGGCGGCUGCUCCCGAUGGCGGUGGUGGCAGUGGGCCUGUCGCCGAGGUAGGUAUGGGCCCCAGCACACCGUCACACCAGCAGCAGCUGCAGCACCACCACCAGCAACAGUGGCAGCAGCAGAUCCAAUACCAGCAGCAACUGGUGAUGCAGCAGCAACAGCAGCUGCAGCAGCAGCUGCAACAGCAGCAACAGCAGCUGCAGCACGACCAGCUGCAGCUGCAGUACGACAAACGGCUGCUGCAACAACAGCAACAGCAGCUCCUGCUUCAGCGACAGCAACAGCAGCUGGCGCCGGUGCUGCGCCGCUCCUUAACGACCGGCGCUCGGCGACGGUCGCUCACGGCGGCGGGCAUGAGCAGCGCCGCCGCCGCCGACGAUGACGACGACUUUGCGCCGGGGCGGCGGAGCAUGGACGAGGCCGCAGCCCUGUGGCGACUGGCGAACUUCGGCCGCCACGGCAGUGACGGAGCGCGUGGCCCACGUGCGUUGACCGGAGCAACCCUGACCUGGGCUUUGCCCGCUGCAGCGUCCGGCAGCCGCCCGCAGUCCUUCCACCUGCUGCCCGCCGGGCCUGCAGCAGGCCAGGUCUCGUCGCCGUCGUCCGCGGGCCGCCUGCAACCGCUGCAGCAGCCGCACCAGCAGCCGCACCUGCAGCACCAGCAGCAUCAGCAGGCGGAGCACCUCAGCUAUGGCCAGCAGCAGCCUCCCGCGUCGGCGUCGCCGUCGGCUGCGACGCACAUGCUGCUGGCGCAGCGCAGCAUGGCGGCUGGCGCGAUGCAGGCGGCAUUUGGGCUUCCAGGCUCAGCACGCAGGCCACGCACCGCCCACGCCAUGGGCGCCGGCAGCGCCGUGGGCGGCCUGCUGUCGGCCUCCCCUAGCGCGGGCCGCCGAAGCAGCAUCAACCUAGUGGGCAGGGCCGGGCAGGGCUCGGCCGCGGACGGAAAGGGGCCCGGCGGCAGCCCCUUGUUUUCUUUGAUGAUGGCGAUUCCACUAGCGCCGCUGCAUGAGGCUUCUGAGAGCCCUGCGGGGCCGGACGGCGUGCUCGGCGAGUGACGGCAGGGCGACACGGUGUGCGAACGAGUAAGGGAGAGUGGGGCACGUUUUCGGUCUGGGCAGGGCACGGUGAUCUCCCCCUGACGUUUCGUGACUGGGAUGCGUGCGGCGCCUUACCGCUUCAGGCCAGCAGUGGAGUGUGAGGGGUAUGGGGUGUGAGCAAAGAGUUGGUGGGGGAAACUCGACUGAAGAAAGGGAGCGGCGGACAAGAAAUGGAGAGGCUUCCAAGGAGCGCCCAUGAGCUGGUGAUAGCGAUAUCACACCUCAAAGGAGACAUACAUUCACGCAUGCCGUCUUGCAAACAGUUACCCUUGCGGUGUCUGUUGAGUUUUUGACAUUCUAAGGGAUGGAGAGUGGCAGUCGUGGAAGUCUGCGUGUGCCAAGUAGAGGACCCCAGCUGAAAUGGGGCCCAAUCUUGUACCUGGGGUUGUCAUAGGGCAUUCGUACAGGUUGGCGUUGGGUACAUUGCGGAUCUUUCCUUGCGCCGGGACUUUGCCCGAAGCUGGGGCUUCUUUCUACUGUUUCUUCAUUCCGCACGUGCACUUGGACUAUGAGUUGCAUUACUAAAAACCAUUCUUAUUUGGGAUCACCGCACGGGAUCACCGCUACUCGGAGGAAAUAUGCAGCUUGGUGGUACUGUGAUUGCACAUUUGCCUGGAGCAUUGUUGGUUGGCGUCGGGGCUGCCGCCGAUGACUUGGGCUCGCUGAAGGCCCUGCCGCACGCAGGGCUGCAAUGCUCAGGUCACAGCGAAGCAGGUGACGGUCAAGCACACACGCACACACGCGGGCCGACGCCAAUGUACGGUAUAGGUUAUUGUGACCGGCACGGCCACACUGCACAACCUGCGUGGCAAGGAAGAAGGGCAGACGCUGCUUGAGCGCGCAAGGAGCGGUGGGCACGUAGUACGCCAGUCAGGGCUUCCCUGUGGCGGUGGCUUUGGUACUUGAGCAUAAGGUGCUGUUGCCCAACGCACGUGCAGAAGGAUGCUGGGGCAGGUGAAUAAGGAUUGACGUUAGCCCCCCGUGCUGGCGCUAGGACCGUUGCCGGGAGGUGUUGGCUGGCAGCGGGCACAUUGUUUGCCUUGGGUUUGUCCUAUCUAUAUGAUAGACAGGUGGCAGACUACAAAAGCUGCUAACCGCCAAACUAUCCGGAUGCAAGUACUCGUGUAUGCCGUAGUAAGCAUUUGAGCACGGGACUGCGCAAAGUAAAGACUGCGGUUGAGAGAAAGUACGAUGGCCAUACGGUUUUCGGGGCAUGGAAUGGUUGUGGUUGGGGCUUUGGAGGGCCACCUAUUGAUGCCAGCAUAGGAUGUCGUCGAACGGCAGCAUGAUCCCGUGCUCUCGCCUGGGCCGUUGUCAAGCAUCGCUUGCUGAUUGGUGUUCGGUUGAUAUUUGCUAGGCAGGGGCAGGUGGCCUAAGUGGUGGGGCAUUGCCGUGCGUAUGCGUGGCAUCGCAAUGCUCCCACGACCGCCGCGGGUACAGUAGGGGAGCUUGUUUGGGAUUGUAACGGCAUGUACAGGGAUUAAUUGGGUUUUCUUUCACAUACGGUUUUUGAAUGGCCAAGCCACUUGUGCGCAGUGGGGCUGCUGGGCUUUGCCAAGCAACACGCCUCGCGGCUUGGGCACCAAAGCGGGCGGCUGGCCUUUGUGUCUUGGGAAUGUUUUUAAGUAAAGGAGGUGUGGAUGGUGUGGUGUGGUGGCAUAUUCGCGUGUUUUUUGGUGUGUCGGCCGGAGCGAGAAGCGACCUCGCGAGUCCAUGCCAUGGACUCCAUCUUGACUUUCGCGAGGUCAGCUGCAGCGGCAAGGGUGUUGAGAGGUUUACCUUGCUGUCUGGUUGGCCUGCUGCCUGGUUGGCCUGCUGCCUGCUGCACUAGUGCUUGAUAGCUGGGCGCGACUGGGCACAUAUGGCGGGCGGUGCCUGUACAAACCGACCCCGGCUAUGUCCGGGAGAUGAGGCUAGUAUCGGAACCUUCGGCCUCAGACGGAGGACGUGGCGUGGGCUCAGCCCACUUUUCCCUUGCGAGGGAGAGCCACCUUUUCUUGUCGGUGUGUCCUUCCUUUUUUCUCUCUCACUUUCAGGUAGUAACUUGUGAGUGUGUUCUUCAGCCAGCGACUAGGGUCUUGCAAACCCGGGGCUGUCAGGGCUGCGUGUGCGGAUGGAUUCUUUUUGCAAACUUUAGGUGGGUUCGGCCUUACUUGAGAGCAUAAGAGCUACCCCAACCAAAACUGGCACGUAUGCUCAUGUCAACUGCGUCUUAGGUUGUGUUGUUGCUGUGCAUCCGUUGGGGCCAUUACGCGGCCCAGUGGCGUGGGGGGAUUGGUGAGGAAAGUCUCGAAGUGGGACUAUGUCUCACCGUGAGAGCCUUCAAGGGCAGGGGACGUUUCGUUUUCUUUCGUUUGAUUAUUGUAAGUAAAGCAGUUAUGUGUUGUUUUAUGCGUGCAGAUGCGCAUGAUUUCGUUCUGUGGUCAGCCCCUUUUCCCGCGACUGGGGAAACACUUGUGACCGGGAAACACUUGUUAGUCUGUGAAACUUGUGGCUGGACGUGUGUGGUCAUGUGGAGGGGUAGCACACAGGCGUCUGGGCGCGUGGCUGUCAGCGCCGAGUUGAAGAUGGCGAUGAACCCUCUAGUAUGUUGUGUCGGAGCCCUCACGGAUAUUGCAGGGGGACAAGUCAUCAGGAGGUCAUCAGUACUUUCUUGGCCCUGCUUGCGCCAUUGCCUCGCUCAUGGAGUAGUGCCCGCUUGGAGAUGUCUACACUUUGUAAACCUGAGAAAUG